Messenger RNA from Chrysochloris asiatica (Cape golden mole), 646 nucleotides. It is a transcript of the gene RABIF, whose product is annotated as RAB interacting factor. The record is from RefSeq and is a predicted model, not a curated record. Gene Ontology annotation, molecular function: guanyl-nucleotide exchange factor activity; zinc ion binding. The transcript has 2 exons. The coding region runs from base 156 to 527 and encodes 123 amino acids. Lineage: Eukaryota; Metazoa; Chordata; Mammalia; Afrosoricida; Chrysochloridae. Gene Ontology annotation, cellular component: membrane; cytosol. Gene Ontology annotation, biological process: post-Golgi vesicle-mediated transport; small GTPase-mediated signal transduction.
AGUAGAGUCAAGAGCAGAGGACGCUGACGCCUGCGUAGAAAGGAGUGGUCGUCCCUCCCCGCCCCGUCUCUGUCAAGCCGCGCCAGCGCAGUUAAGAGCAAGUAGAAGAGGACGCGUGCGCAAUAGUGACCAAGAAGGCUGUGGCGGUAGCGGCAAUGGAACCAUCGGAACAGCUGAACGAAUUAGUGUCAUCAGAGGGCCGAAACCGGAAGGCGGUGCUGUGCCAACGUUGUGGUUCCCGGGUUCUGCAGCCAGGGACUGCUCUCUUCUCCCGCCGACAGCUCUUCCUCCCUUCCAUGAGGAAGAAGCCAGCGCUGGCUGAUGGCAGCAGUCCUGACGGUGAUCUCCUCCAGGAACACUGGCUGGUGGAUGACAUGUUCAUCUUUGAGAAUGUGGGCUUCACCAAGGACGUGGGCAACAUCAAGUUUCUGGUCUGCGCAGACUGUGAAAUUGGACCAAUCGGCUGGCACUGCCUAGAUGACAAGAACAGUUUCUAUGUGGCCUUGGAACGGGUUUCCCAUGAGUAACUGAGUCUCCACCCCCAACUAUAAAAACUACUCCCCACAAGAACUGGCAUUUAAAGUGGUAUAAAUUGUUCUGCGGCCACCUCUGUACUAGUAUCUAAUUAUGAGUACCAGCAGGUCCA